GGUGUGCUAUCAGGUUCUCAGCAGUAUGGCUUGCAUUGUGUGUCCGGCCGCAGUCCGGCAUACCCUUUUCGGCAAUGAUAAGCGAAGCCGGUCCUCGAUUUGUCGCGUACUUGUACUUGUACAUCGCCAGCCUGAUCAACCCACCUACGCAAGGCAUGGAGUGCAUGUACUGAAAAGCAGGCUGGGGCAGGCAAAGUCUGCGCCUCUCGCGGCUGCAGCCCCUAUAGGUCCAGGAAUCACAAGCUUCGAUCCUCAUGCACACCGCUAUUGUGUUGCGGGGAUGGGCAAGCACAUAAUUGAUAAUGACAAGCAAAACUCACUUCUAUUAGUUUCGUUUAACCCCAGGUUUCCUUGUUCCUGCAUCAAAAACGAGUUGUCUGUCUCGCUCGCAUGAUGACUUCGUUAGGAAGAAUCGCCAACUCGGCCGUUUCCCUCACAAAUGAGAACACGCUCGCUCUUGUGAACAUCAACCUAGACUUCUCGUUGUUUCGUUGCAAGCCCGCUCAGGAGUUCCUACCCGUCGGUUCAGCAUUGACGAUCAGGAGAAGGGAGGAAGCCGAGACAGGCCCAACGCAUAGAACGGCCUGCAAGCUUGGAUUCCUAUUCCACGAGGUCAUCCCCGACACCCCGAAACUCAUCAAAGCCUUCGGCCGGCGCGUUUCCGAGAUUUUGUCCCGUCCAGGCAUCAAUCCACAAGGGACCGAGAAAGAUGGGCCGUUUAAACCCUUCGUCGGAGCCGAUUGCACCUCGGUUUGGGCGGCCGCAACCUCGGGUUCCUCCUCCAUCGGCGUUCUUCUUCUCGCGUGUAUGCUGGCGGACGCAUGGGACGCGAAGACGGCCACGUCCAUCUGGGUUGAGAUCAUUGAGGAACGAAAGAAGAAGAUCCGGGCGGACGCGGAUGCCAGCAAGCUCGUCAACCCGCACACGUCUACCGCUGCGCAGCAAGAGUACACCAGAGCUGAGCUGGCGUCCUGGGAUGCGAGUGUGCGUGCAUGGCUGCGGCGAGCUGGGGCUUCAAUGAAAGUCCAGCGCACCCAGUUCGCCAUCAUCGCGCAGAACCUGACUAUCCCGUAUCCGAGAGCCACAUGCACGUACGACACGGUCACAUUGACGUGGACGCGAGCGAUGGAGGUGCUGGAAAAGCUCCUCGACAAUCUCCCCCAGGCAGCCUGCGAUCGAGCAGUGAUCCGGGGCAUAUCGGCUUGGCAUCUCUAUCCCGAUCUCCUAGUGUUCCAGGAAGAGGCUACCAAGGUGUCCUUCCGAGACCCCCUCUUCCAAGCUUCGGCUAUCCUCAGCCUGGGGCUCGAGUACAAGGGGCAGCCAUCCGACAACUUCAUCCGCUGGUCACUUGCCUUGUCACAUCUGAGGUAUUACGGAAACCCAGUCCCUGUCCGAAGCAACGAGCAGCUCAGCCGAGUGCACAUGUCCCAGCUUUGGUUGGUUGCGCUCGGGGCCAUCUUCUGCAAAUGGCAAGUCCCUUACACGAAAUUCGACGACGCGCUCCGCUGGUUCGAAGAGCUCGGCAAGAAGCUCCAUCAAACAACGCGCUCCCGCGCCGAGCUGUCCUGGCUCUCACACCUCUGCGCGGCGGCCACGGGUCUUGACGGCGAGAGACGAAAGACAGCGACAAUGCUCGUCAAGUACGGCUGGAGACGAGGAGCAAACUUCCUCGGCGGCAACAUUGCUCCAGACGUAAAGCUGGCCUUCUUCGGUUUAUGCAAUGAGAACGUGAUGGAUGCAUUGAGCCAGGAGACGCACGUCGAUAGCGGGAUCCAGUACCUGAGAGGAAUCGCCUCAGCACUGCUGAUCAACGCAGAGGAUGCCGUCAUCUCGUAUGAAGGGGAGAUCGCUGGGCUUAAAUAUAGCGAAUGGGCCUCCAUCCGUCCGAUAAGUGAGCAUCUUGCUGAACGACGUGGUACCGCCAAUUGUCUCAACAAUGGGAGACCUACAAACCAACGCUACGCAAGAUGGCUGCACUGCGAAACAACAGGGAUCCCGGGACACAAUAUCAAGCUUGAAAUGGAGCUGCAGGAAAGAUGGGUAAAAGUUGAGUCCAGCGGCGAGAUCUGCAAAGUCGUGACGGAAGAAGAAAACCUGCUUCAUGUCCCAGCCGGGGCGAAGAAGGAACUGAUGUGGAAUAAGCCUCCGAACUUGUUCGCCGGACCGGUGGGCUUCAAACACCUGUUCGGCCCGUGGGGUUUAUCUAACAAGACUUAUGGUCUAUGGAUCAGAGGGAACAAAUACGCGGACUGCGUUCGGUACCUGGAUUCCCGACUCAAAGCUCACUUUGAGCGACCUCCGUUUCUGGAACGUGGGCUUGAAUGGCUCCAAGGCAUGAAUUGUGCCGACAAUGUCGUCGAGUAUCUAUCGGCAAUGAUGAAGCCGUCCCCUGUUAGCACCAGACUGCCGUGGAGCGAGCAGUUCUCGACAAAACUUCCACAGCGAGGCACGAAACGAAAGCGUCAUGCCUCACCACAGGCGCCAUCUUCUAAGCGCGCAGAGGAGCGCGCCAUGACUGAUUUCGAGAACGACCACGGAGUCGACGAUGAAGUAGACCAUGAGCCGGCCGACUGUUUCUUCAUGAUGAACUUUGCCUUUCGCCCGCCCAUUGCUUGGCUCCUAUCACUAAGGGCCCUUGAGCUUGCCAACGAAGUUUACGAUAGGCUUCCUUCGGCGACCGUGUCGAUACAAGUGACAGAGCAGGAGCUGAUCAAGGCUCACUGGCUGCCCCUGUCGAUACAAGAUGCCCUUCGGGCCGAAUCAAACGCGGAUGCUUACCUGACUGCUUGCAUUCCGGCCUCGCAGCAUCUCAAAUCCAUGGGACGCGCCCAAUCAUUUGCCUGCGUGGCCAUGUUCGAGUCCGGCCGCUUCAACAUCGACCCUGCCAAGCUCAAUGAAGUUAUCGCCUUGUGUUCCGAAGACUCCAUCUUCGUUUCUGAGAUCCUGCUCUCCGACCCCAGCAUGGACGCGGAGAAACUCAGCAUCAGACACAUCAUCGGAAACGUCGGUGUCCCCGGCAUGGUGUGCAUGGUGUCGCCCACGGAGCCUCGUAUUCGGUCUCUUGGACAUGACGCCUCUCUGGUGUCGCAUGCUCCUUACGACGGUCCGCUUACCGAGAAAUUCCGGGGAACUUCGCUACACCUCUCAUUCACAACGUGGAAAAUCCCACUUGAUUGGGAUAGCACGGGCGAUAUUGACCAAGAGAUCCACCUCAUCGAAUCUGUCGUGUCCGUCCAAGACCAGGGCAAAUGGGUAGCCGACAUUGACGUGCUAGGCGUCGAGACGGAUGGACUCGACAUCAUAUCCUUCAGUUGUGAAUGCGAGUCCGAGCCAUCUUCGUACGCCCAGAACGUCGUCUCCAUCUCCUCGUGGGAGGAGUUUCUCGACCAGCCUCCUUGCAUCGGCAUCUUGCAAACCAAGAAGAACUGGGCCGCCAGACUGGCUGCGGCUUCCAUCUUGAUCCAACAGGGGAACGGCCACACUGCUGCGAUAUUGAAGGGAGGGAAACUGUGCUGGAAUUGCCUGCGCGAAGCGUACGAGGACCCGGAGCCACACUUGCCCCAAACCAUCAUCCUCUAGUUCGUCUUUAUAUAGGUACCUAGGUACUCUGGGGGGUCUAGCGGGUGUUAGAUAGCCACAUUAAUACCAAACUCUCAUAUAACUGG
Chaetomium fimeti is the source of this 3665-nucleotide messenger RNA. RefSeq lists its product as uncharacterized. The transcript has 2 exons. The coding region runs from base 391 to 3579 and encodes 1062 amino acids. The record is from RefSeq and is a predicted model, not a curated record. Lineage: Eukaryota; Fungi; Ascomycota; Sordariomycetes; Sordariales; Chaetomiaceae.